AUGGAGACACAGAGCCUCUCAUUUUGGACGGCUUCAAGCGGCCUGGUGGUGCUCCCUGUCUUGUUUUGUCUCCUCAGCAAGUCUAGAGGAUCAUUAUCCUGGUUAGCUGGCUUGCUACCAGUUGUCCUUGCCGCCCUCUGUUUCUCCUGGCUCUACAUCGUUUCGGCCGUCGUCCCAGAGCCCUACCUGGAUGAAGUUUUUCAUAUUCCUCAAGCGCAAAAGUACUGUGAGGGCAAGUUUCUGGAGUGGGACGACAAGAUCACAACGCCUCCAGGGCUUUAUCUUCUUUCCCUCUUGAUCCCAGGAGUAGUACGUCCGAAUGGAUCUCUUGGGGGCUAUGUCUGCGAUGCAAGCAGUUUGCGAGCUGCCAAUGCUGUCGCCCUGAUGUUGCUCGCCUAUUUGGCUCUGCAAUGUCGCCAUCAGAUUGAGUCGCGUCUGUACGAAGCGCACUCCUCGAUACGAUUGCGCGUUCAUUCACAGUACGCACUUCACACCGCGUUCAACAUUGCGCUCUUCCCACUCCUGUUCUUCUUCUCAGGGCUGUAUUAUACCGACGUGGCUUCGACAGCCGCUGUAUUGGUAGCAUACCUGAACCACCUCAGACGCCUUGGACGAGAUCAGAGCUCACCCCUGAACGAUCUCUUGACGGUCGUUCUUGGGGUUUUCACCUUGUUCUUCCGCCAGACGAAUGUGUUUUGGGUGGUUGUCUACAUGGGCGGCCUAGAGGCGGUUCACGCUAUCAAGACAUUGCGACCAGAGCGGGUUGACCAGCCGUCCAUGUCCUCUCUUGUUGAACAGGUCAAGUACUAUCUAUGGAGGUACUCGCUUGGAGAUAUCCACGACCCUCCGCUGAAUCUGCUCUGGCCAGAUGAGGUGAUCUUUUGCGUUCUAAGCCUAGGCAUCGCAGCGCUCUGCAACCCUAUCCGCGUCAUCAGGCAGAUCUGGCCAUACGUCGCCGUCCUCGUAUCUUUUGGGUCAUUUGUCUUCUGGAACGGCGGAGUUGUGCUCGGGGAUAAAUCCAACCACGUCGCCACCAUUCAUCUGCCGCAGAUGCUCUACAUCUGGCCUUUCUUUGGUUUCUUUUCCCUGCCUCUUCUCGUUCCUUGCGCCCUCCCCUUUAUCAACGCCCUGAUCCGAGUGAUCCCAAGGAAGUCGCCCAGCUCUACCGCCACGCCAGUCGUUGGAACAAGAGUUGGCAAAGGGAGCAAAUCUCGAAGCAGUGGUAGUUCCAAAAUCAAGACACCCACCAGGGCUUCAGGAACUGGAGCUCCAGACACCACGCCCCCCGCUCUUUCGGCGCCCCUACAGAUGGCAGACUUCAUCUUCAACUCCAAGAUCCUCUGGCCAAUCUACAUCCUCGCCACAAUCCUUCUCUCUAUCGCCGUGGUUCGGUACAACACCAUCAUCCACCCCUUCACUCUCGCCGACAACCGUCACUACAUGUUCUAUAUCUUCCGGUACACAAUCCGCCGAGCAUCCUGGAUCCGAUAUGCUCUGAUCGUGCCAUACACAGUGGCUCGCUGGAUGACUUGGGACGUUAUGGCUGGCUGUUCGCCCAUGUUCUCCAUUGGCAGCAGAAAUACUUGUUCGUUUCGCUACAUGGUUUCGGAAGAGGCGCCUUUCAUGAGCAAUCCUUUCUGGAUCAGACGUGGAGCCUCGGCUCGGCAGACUGAUGCUCCCUUUCCUGCGGUCAUCGAGGAAACUUCCCCUGAGGCCCGAGCCGAGGAGCAGGAACUGAGCCAAGCUUUAGAAGAGGACCCCCUCUUGGCUUCUAUUGAGCCAGCUUGCACAUCCACGGGUCUCAUUUUUCUACUCGCCACGACGUUAUCUCUCAUGACAGCGCCUCUGGUUGAGCCGCGGUACUUUAUCAUCCCGUGGGUCAUGUGGAGGCUAUUGGUGCCGGCAUGGAGACUGCACAAUCAUGAACCUAACAGCUUGGUCGGAAUCUUGAUGUUGUCAAAGCUGAGGCCUGUGGUGAUGGCUUUCAGGCACUACGAUGUGCGUCUCAUUCUGGAGACGGGGUGGUUCAUCGCCAUCAAUGUCGUCACUGGGUACAUCUUCCUCUGCAAGCCUUACUUGUGGAAGGCCGAGGACGGAACGUUGCUCGACGAAGGUCGACUGCAGCGCUUCAUGUGGUAG
Messenger RNA from Fusarium falciforme, 2139 nucleotides. Its product is annotated as Dol-P-Glc:Glc(2)Man(9)GlcNAc(2)-PP-Dol alpha-1,2-glucosyltransferase. Lineage: Eukaryota; Fungi; Ascomycota; Sordariomycetes; Hypocreales; Nectriaceae. The record is from RefSeq and is a predicted model, not a curated record. Gene Ontology annotation, biological process: dolichol-linked oligosaccharide biosynthetic process; protein N-linked glycosylation. Gene Ontology annotation, molecular function: dolichyl pyrophosphate Glc2Man9GlcNAc2 alpha-1,2-glucosyltransferase activity. Gene Ontology annotation, cellular component: endoplasmic reticulum. The coding region runs from base 1 to 2139 and encodes 712 amino acids. The transcript has 5 exons.